AUGCCGCUUGAAUUUGAAAUCGCGCCGGGUAGAAUGAUUGGUGGUGACAAUCCAUGUUUUGUCAUCGCAGAAAUCGGACAAAACCACCAGGGAGACAUGAAGAUUGCCAAACAAAUGAUACAAGUUGCGAAGGAUGCCGGCGCUGACUGUGCUAAAUUCCAAAAAAGUGAACUUGAAUACAAGUUCAACAAAGAAGCAUUGAUACGUCCCUAUAACACCCCGAAUUCUUGGGGAGCAACAUACGGUGAACAUAAAAGAUAUCUUGAAUUCAGCCACGAGCAGUACUACGAACUUAAAGCCUAUGCAGACUCUAUUGGAAUAUUAAUGACUGCGUCCGGUAUGGACGAGAAAGCAGUAGAUUUCCUUGAUGAACUCGGAGUUAGUUUUCUUAAGGUGGCAUCCAUGGACACAAACAAUUUGCCAUAUUUAACGCAUGCAGCUAAGAAAGGACGACCAAUGGUGAUAUCAUCUGGAAUGCAAACUUUAGAAACGAUGAGAAAAGUCUAUGAAAUUGUCAAACCAGUUAAUAAUAAGUUUUGUAUCCUGCAAUGUACAAGCUGCUACCCUCUUGCCCCAGAAAAUGUCCAUCUGAAUGUUAUUAAGACAUAUCUAAAGGAGUUUCCCGAUAUUCCAAUUGGAUAUUCUGGACACGAACAGGGAUUGGCUAUUACAUUAGGUGCAGUUGCCAUGGGAGCAAAAGUGGUAGAAAGACAUAUAACGUUGGAUAAAUCGUGGAAAGGAAGUGAUCACAAAGCUUCUCUAGACCCCAGAGAGUUGACAGAGUUAAUAUCUAAUAUACGUGUUUUGGAGAAAGCCAUGGGAAGUUACGACAAAGACAUGCGGCAGUGUGAGGUGUAUAUGUAUGAGAAGCUUGGAAAAACUGUAGUGGCAAACACGGACAUUCCAGCAGGUGUGCCAAUGACGUUAGACAUGUUGACAGUUAAAGUGGCCGAGCCCAAAGGAUACCCACCUGAAUUAAUUGACGAAUUGAUUGGAAAGAAACUGAAGAGUGGUGUCGAUUCCGACGAAUCUAUUCUCAAGGAUAACAUAGCCACUUACAGUUAA
This is a messenger RNA of Saccoglossus kowalevskii, 1065 nucleotides long. RefSeq names its product N-acetylneuraminate-9-phosphate synthase. Gene Ontology annotation, molecular function: N-acylneuraminate-9-phosphate synthase activity. Gene Ontology annotation, biological process: carbohydrate biosynthetic process. Lineage: Eukaryota; Metazoa; Hemichordata; Enteropneusta; Harrimaniidae. The record is from RefSeq and is a predicted model, not a curated record.